UGUAAGACUUUGAACACUUUUUGGUUUGAUGUGCCUGCAAUGCAGUUCGCGGAUUUAAACUGAAGGUUAAUUUGGCCUUUAAAUUGAUGAAUCUCAUUAUCACAGUCUGGAUUAUGAUUACUUAUGUGUUUGUUAAUGUCUUUCACUUUGUACCAGGGGCGGACUGACAAUUCAUGGGGCCCCCGGGCAAUAGGGGAUCAUGGGGCCCCUGUGUCCUUGCCCAAACUCAAAAAAGCCUAUGAAAAAGGUUCCAGGGGCAUCUCAUGGGGCCCCCUACUGACCCCGGGCCCUCGGGCAGUGCCCGAGUUUCCAAAUGGUCAGUCCGCCCCUGCU
This is a messenger RNA of Staurois parvus, 333 nucleotides long. Lineage: Eukaryota; Metazoa; Chordata; Amphibia; Anura; Ranidae. The record is from the annotation of a GenBank genome assembly.